Messenger RNA from Styela clava, 8574 nucleotides. RefSeq names its product bromodomain adjacent to zinc finger domain protein 2B-like. Gene Ontology annotation, molecular function: DNA binding; protein binding. Gene Ontology annotation, cellular component: chromatin. NCBI's taxonomy places the organism in Eukaryota, Metazoa, Chordata, Ascidiacea, Stolidobranchia, Styelidae. The record is from RefSeq and is a predicted model, not a curated record.
ACAGUUUUUGUAUAAUUAUCUAAAAAUAAGUGUGAAUGUAGUUAUCUAUACAAUGCUGUGAAAAAUGUGUGUGACUCUGCUCUUUAUAUACUGUUAUUCCAAAUCUAUGUAAAAAUGGAUAAAAAGAAACAAAGUAAAAGCCCUCGACAAGGAGGUAGAUUAUCAGCAGCAGAGCAACAAGCACAAUUAGCUAUUGCUCAACAGCUUGGGAUUCCGCCAGAAUACUUAGAUCCCAGUUUAAUGGGUUAUGGAGGAUUACCUUCAGGAAUUGAUCCACAACAAUUGCUAAAUCCGAUGGCUGCAGCAGCAAGUGGUUUUCCAUUCAUGAAUCCUGCUGCUCUGCAAGCUUUCGCGGGUCUUGGUUCGUUGGGUGGACAAAGCACCGCAGGCGCUGCGGAAUGGUGGAAUCUAGCACAAAAUCAGGCCCUGGCUGCAAGUCUUGGGGGUUUCUAUCCUGGGAUGAUGCCUGGAUUUUCUAUGUUGUCAUCCGAUUCAUUGCAGAACACAAAGUCAUCAACUGUAGACAAAAUGAAAGAAGACAAUAGGAAAUCCAAUAGUCGUAAUGAAUUGUCGCCAAGGCCUGGGUCAUCAGGUGCAUCAAUUAGUCGAUCUCAACAAGACAGAAAAAAGUCGAAUGAAUCGAUGAACUCAUCUUCAAGAGAAAGACCUGACAGUCAUCAUAGUACAAGUUCUCCUUUCCGAGGAACAAACGCAAAGCAGAGCAGUUCAGCUGGGAAUUCUUCCUGGAUGGAUGGAGCAAGCGGCCAACACCAACAAAAGUUGAAUGAGCAGGUUUUUCAGGCAGAAAUCAUGAGGCAACUUGAACAACAAUUUUUGGUGCAACAGCUUCAAUUACAACAGCAACAACAACAAGAUCAGUUAACAGCUGCUUUACAAUCAGUGAUGGCGGGUUCUUCUGGAACUUCACUUGGAUCUAGUUCUAGUUCUCAUAAAAAGGGAGCUUCUUCGGAUGCAGAGAAGUUGCAGCAGCAGAUGGCUAUGAUGAUGCAAUUAAUGCAAACGGGUGCUACAGGUUCCUCUCUUCAAGGAAUGUCACCUGCGAUGGCGUCCUCUUUAUUCUCUACUCCAGGAGCUUUGGAAACUAUGAUGGCGAUGAGUCAAAUGGGGAAUAUGAAUGCUCUAACUGGACUUGGAAAUUUACAAAGUUCAAGUAAGUCUAACGAAAGAACUGAUCACAGAGAUAAAAACUCUCUAUCAUCCUUUUCUUCACAUCAUCGUUCGUCAUUGCACAGUCCACCCAAAUCAAAGCAAUAUGCGUCUUCUUCGUCUCCUAGUUCAUCAAAAACCAGAGUUCAGUCUUCUUCGCCUCGAAAAUCACAACGUCAAACUCCAGAAUCAGCAUUGACUAAAAAUACUGCUAUUCCUGGCAUCUCUGGUAUACCGGGUGCAGAACUUUCUCCUGAUAAUGCUUUGCUUGCUGCUCUUUAUAGUCAGCAGUUACAACAGCAACAGUAUGAAGCAUUUUUUAAGCAAGAAUUGGACGCUUCGAAUAAAUUCAGAAACAAGGCUGCAACUCCUUCUUCUACAAGUUCAAGGGACUCAAAAUCUAGAUCUCGUGUCAAACAAGAACCUCGCCAUGAUUCACGAAAUGAGUUUUUUUCAUCUUCGUCCCAUGCUAGAUCGAGUUUAUACAGUCCCGCUAAUUCAACUUCAUCAAGGGGGAAAGCACAUACUAGCCCGCAAAGAGAUUUCUCCAAAUCUCCAUUCAGAAAAUCAAGGGACCCUGACCAUAGUCAAUCUCGCGGUUCAUCUUCAUCAAAACACUUGAGUCCAAGCACCACAAAACAUUCCUCUUCAAAAGACCAUAGACAGGAAAAUGUAUCUGAAACUCUAAAACUAUUUUCUGCACUUGCUUCUAAUCCAAAUUUAACUCAACAAGAACUAGCUGCAUUACUUAGCAUUCCAAACACAGCUGACGCAACGGCUUUGCUUUCUGGUAUGGGUGCGAUGCAUUUUCCUGGAAGCAAUGCCUUCCUUGAUCCAUCACAAGCAGGAAAUCAAAUGACACAAAGUGAAUUAGAAAAAUUAAAUAAAGACUUAGCUGCUGCUUUAGCAUUUGAAACACAAAGACUUCAGGAGCAGAUGAGACAGCAGCAAUUGCAAUUGGAAAACAAUCAUAAGAAAUCGAAAGAUAAAGACAACAGAAUAUCCGUAAUACACCAGAAUAAUACCUCAUCUGAAAAUACAUCAGAUAAAGCCUCAUCAUCCAAAUAUCAAGAAAAAGCCGAAAAACAAUCAACUGAAAAUAAUAAAGUGAAUGAGUUGAAGAGAAGAAAUGAAGAUGCUGCGUCCAGUGAUGGAGAUGUUGCUUCUGAGAAAAAUGGUUCUGUGGGAUCCAAUAGAAUUUCUAGAAAACGCCGCCGCGUCAUUUCUGGUAGUGAAGAGGUUCUUGAACCUUUAAAACACGACUGGAAACGGGAAGUUCGGUUCAGAGCUGUUGGCAAUCAUCUGAAAGGAGAGGUUGUUUACAUAUCUCCGAGUGGAAAGAAAUUUAGAACCUAUCCUGAUAUACUGAAGCAUAUUGAAGAGAACAACAUGACACAUUUGCAGAGAAAUAACUUUUCAUUCAGUUCGAGACUCAAGGUUGGAUCAUUUCUCGAACAAAAAGAAAAAGAAAAGGGAAAUACUGAGUGGAAAGAAAUAACAGAGGAGGAACUUGAACAAAAAAUACAACAAGUUGAUAGAAGUCGAAAUUCAAGCCCUUUGCCUGAUAAUUGUGAUCAAAUGAGCGAUUAUUCAUCAUCUUCGAAGGCAGAUUCUAAAUCGUCUAAAGCAGAGAAAGAAAGAGCAGAUAAAGAGAGACAAAGAGAACAAUUGAAGUUAUUGCAGGAACAAGAAAAAUUACAAAAACUUGAGCAAGAUAGAAUCGAAAGAGAAGUGAAAGAAAGACUUGCAAUGGAGGAACGUCGGGCUGCUGAAGCAUACGAGAGGGAACAGAGGAGGCAACAAAUGCUUCUGAUACGAGCUCUAGAAUCUAGAAAGAAAGCUGAAGAGAGAGAGAAAAGGAGAGAAGAAAUCAGACUGGAGAGAAUAAGAGAAAGGGAAAAGAAAAUGGAGCAACGAAGAAUAGCGAUGCAAAUUGCAAGGGAAUUAAAAAUGCCGGUUGAAGAUAUGGCAACUAUUGGAGCUCCUGAACUUCCUCACCUUAAUAGAUUGCAAGGAACCUAUGAUAACAAGUGUCCUCAUCAACUGAGCGGGAAUGCAUCUGCUGAUUUACUGAUGGUUCUAGAAUUUGUGAAAACGUUUAACGAAUGUCUUCGAAUUGAUGAGUCAACAAUACCAACAUUUGAGCAGAUUCAAUUAGGAUUGUUAAACGAUCCAAAUCAUACUUCUUCUGUAGUUCAAAUAACAAUGUCUCUACUUCAUCAAUGUUUAUGCGAUCCUGGCGUUCCAGCACCCGGUCCUUGGCUUCAUUGUCUUACUGGAGUGAAAGUUACUGAUAUUGAUGUCAGUGUUCAUAAUUAUUCAGAAAUAUUAAGACUCUUUAUAUGGGCUAGAAGUGGCUUCAAAACUGAGAUUGCACAGCGAUUGGAGACGGUUCCAUUUCUUUCGCUUACGACGGAUGAGAAAGCGCAAUGUUUAGCAUUUCUAGUCAAUGAAUUAGUUUGCAGUCGACCAAUCUGUAUGGAAAUUGAGAAGAACAUCGACAACCUUUCAACUUUGAGAAGAGACAAAUGGAUUGUUGAAGGACAAAUGAGACAACUUCGUGUUGCCAGAGAAAGAAAUCUGAUGCUGGAAGGUCCUAUUAUUAAACUGGAAAAUCCAGAACAUACAAAUUCAUCUUUAACGCCAACAAAAGUUGAGACACCCAAGAAUUCAUGGGAAGCCAAAUUUCAGGAAAAAAUGGAUGAACUUACACAGCUGCACAGUUCAUACAGUACUCAACUAACUAAUAGUUCUAAACCACUCAGAGCAUUGGAUUUAGGACAAGACAGAUAUAAACGAAGAUACUGGGUUUUGCCAAACCUUGGUGGGGUUUAUGUUGAAGGACUUGAAAGUGGAAUUUCAUAUGAAGAUGAUGAUGAAAGUCCAGAUGAAGAUGAGGAUGAGGAAGAAGAAGAAGAGAAUCUUGAGAGCGCUGAUGACAAAGAAGAAUCUUCUGACGCACCUGAAUCUGAAAGUAUAAAAGAGGAGGAGGAGGAUGGUGAAGAUGAGGAAGCAGAAGCAAUUGAAGAUGAAGAAGAGACAAUGGAUGGGGAGGAUGAAUGCAAAGUUGAUACAGAGAACUCUUACUUGGAUGAUCAAAGUGGAACUAUGAAAAUAUCUCAAUCUGUGUUAUUACAGGAAUCCAAUGGAAUCGAUCAUGAUAAUGCUGUUGUAUCUGACGCUUUUACAGCUGAAGAUGCAAACAGAAUUAAAAAAGCAUCUUCGAGUCAACACUCCAAUAAUGAUCUACCAGUUGAAGAUGGUGAUUCAAUGGCAGCACGGGACGGAAUGGAAGAAUCUGCACCACCUUUUCAUGUACCCAUCAGUAAUAAUUCUGAUUCAGAAUUACCAGCCGAAGAAAAAGAUGCCAACCAUACAAAGUCAACUGAUGAACUGGCUAAUUUAGCUACGGAAAAAAUUGAAAAUUAUUUGGUAAACAGUGACAAAGACUCUAAGAACAGUUCUGUUCAAAAUGGUGAUUCAUCAGCUAAUAGUGGAGAUGCUUAUGAAGAUAAUGACCCGGUCGGUGAUUUUGAUCUUUGCGAUAAUAUCGAUAACGACACAAGAGCUAGUUCAGGCAUUUCACGUUCAUGCACACCAGAACCUGACAGCAACACAAAUUCCUUUUUAUACAACCCACAAUCAGAGUCUAAUAUGGAUGAUGACACAUCUCGUGAAUACACAAAUUCUCCAGUUCUAUUCACAAAGCCGCUAAAACAAUCUACGGCAUUUACUUCCCCUAUGUCCGAAAAGGAAUCAAGCAUUGAGCUGAUUUCUCAGCCAGGUCUAAUGAAAGAGUCCCCUCUCACAAAGGUAGAAUCUGCGCCUGAUAAAGAAAGCGAUCAAGUUUUAGUCGCAGCAAAAGCGAUAGCGGCCAAAGCAGUUGCUUCUUCCUCACACUUGUUAUUUCCAGAAAAAGAAAGUCUGACCAAAUCCAAAACGAUAAAAAAUGACAUUAUAUCAGAGAAAACUGAUAAUAAGUCAAAUAUUCCAAAUUCAGAGGAUGGCCAACUUCCUCUAGGAGAGCACACACUCAAUGCACUUGUAGAAAUGGGAGUUAAUCCAGUUUCAUUGAACUCGCAACAAUUGGAGGCAUUGUCUCAUCUUGAUGCACCAGUUGGUUCAACACUAGAAAAAUUGAAUAAUGCUGGAAAGGAUGAAAUGACAAAAGAGAUUGAAGAAAGUGACAAGAGUAAUGGUGUUGAAAAUAAUGAUUCCACUGAUCCACUGCCUUCUGAACCAAACAAAAAUGUUUCAAAACAAGAAAACACAAAGAAAGAUCCAGAAAAUGGAAGAAAAAAAUCUGACGACCAAGACAUUCCUAUGGACCUAUCUUGCCAAACCGUAAAUUCUGAAAAUCAGCCAGCACCAGAUGCCGAACCAUUCCCUGUACCUAAAACUCUAUUGGCUGCUGCUGAUUUCCCAAUUAAAUUGGAACAUAGACCCAUCACAGCACAAAGUGAUUCGCCAUUCCGUGAUAGUCCGGACUCAAAGUACGGAGAGUCUAAAUAUUUUGUUCCAAUAAAUUUUUCUAAUGACAUGAAAAUGGAACAGGAAAAUUAUAAUUCAAUGAUCUCAUCUCGUUCUUCUCCGAAUACACUCGCAAAUUAUAUUGUCUCAACGAACAGUUAUUCUGAUUUUCAAUCUCUCGAUGAUAUCAAGUUUCCUAUUCGUGCCCCUGAUGUCAAAGAAGAACCAGAUGUCAUACCAAGAGAAUAUAAGAGAGGAUGGUGGAGAAUUGAGAGCAUGAGCCAACUCAGACGAUUGAGUGAAAAUCUUCAUUUGAGAGGAAUACGUGAAAAACAACUUCAUCGGAAUAUCACAAAAAAUUUUGAAGUUUGUACAAAUUCAAUGGAAGAUUCAACAAUCCCAGAACACAAGUUUGCUGUUAUAACAGUAGAGAAGCCAAAGAGCGAGCCUGAGGAAAAGUUGACAGAAGUUAAUAAAAUAAAGAAAACAACGCGUAGUUCUUCACAAGAGAGGAAAACUGAAAACAACGAUAUUGCAUCGAAAUUCCUCAUGUCCGAGAAGCUGGCAUUCGAAUCGGAGAUGAAAGUCUUGAAUCAAGUUGAAGAAUUGGCAACUAGAUGUGUGGACAUGGCAGUUGUAUCAACGCAAUGGAGCACAGAUAAUCCUCAACCAAGCAGGCAUAGCAAGGAUCUGGCUCAUGUACCUCUACCUUCACUGAGAGAUGAAACAGGGCUUGAAAUCAAGUUUGAUGCUGUGAAUCCUAUACAACAUGAUGAAGCGAGUGCUCUCGGCUCAGCUGUAAACUACCUCGGUUCCCUAGAACGUGCAGUGUGCAGAAGAUAUCUGAAACCUCCCCUUGUACGAAAAGGUGGAGCGUCUGAAUUUAGCAGUCUACCAUCACUUUCAGAUGGGGCAAUGGAUGUCGCUCAUGGCCUUCGAAUUUGGAGAAAUGCAGUUGCAUCAUCAUCUAGUGCUGCUCAACUAUCACUCUGUAUUAGAAUGUUAGAAUCAUGUAUAGCGUGGGACAGAUCAGCUUCGCAUUCACCUGUAAAGACUGAAGUCUUGCCAUCAAAUAAAACAAAGAAACGUAAGGGAGAUAAACGAGGAGGAGCUUCCAGGACAAUUAAUCGUUCAGAGAGUCCUGUACCUCCAAAAAAGAAACGUAAACGGAAAACAAACACUGCGAAAAACGCUGCUUCAUCCGCAGAAGCAGGAAGUAAAAAAUCAAAACAUUCCAGAAUGCCAAUUGACACUGCAGACGUUAUUUCUAAAUCAUCCCUGACUGAAGAUGAAAAUGAUCCGCCUGUUGUCAAUGGCGAUUUAACGAAUUGUGAAGCCACGUCUGGUCUGGCAACACCCAUUCCUACAACACCAUCUGUCUCUGACAAUUUACAAAACUCAGUAAUGUCAGCGGACAAUAGUUGUGAUUUUUCACAAAAUAAUGGCCAAGAUUUUGUGUCUUCUCCGGUACCAGAAUAUCACACAAACUCAGAUAACGUGUCGGAAGAGUACAGGCCGACAUCCGAAGCCAAAAAGAAGAAAAAGAAAAAAAAGUCGAAGAAAUCAAAAACAUCAAAGGAGGGCGAAGAGGGUGCUAAACCAAGCAAAAGUAAACCUAAGAAAAGAGCUGACAAGGAAACCAUUUUAUGCAGGAAUGUUCUCAGGGAACUUCAAUCUCAUGAAGCCGCAACUUGGUUUUUAUUUCCAGUAGACUGCAAACUCGUUCCUGGCUAUCGGAAAAUUAUUAAAAAACCUAUAGAUUUCCACACGAUAGAAGGUCGACUGAAGAGAGGACGGUACAAAUCUAGAGAGGACUUUGUUGCUGAAGUUCGUCUUGUUUUCGACAAUUGUCAAAGAUUUAAUGAGGAUGAUUCAAAUAUUGGAAGAGCUGGACAUGAAAUCCGAAAUUUCUUUGAAAAAAGAUGGGCAGAGAUUAUGAAGGAUAUGUACGGCGAAACGGUACCAGAUGUUGAUCACACUUCAAUUUCACCAUCUAUUCAAACUGACGAUGUAAAUGAAGAAGAAAAUGAAUUUGAAACUGACCAAACUGAAUCUAAUCCAGUGCCAGAAUCAACAGAGAAGGUGGUGCCUUUAUAUCAAUCAUGCAACGAUUCUUCUGGUAGCGGUGGACUGGUAAUUGAUGAUUCGUGAUAAAAAAGAAUGCUAUCUGGAAAUCCGAAAAGUGACAGCCUUGGUGGUUGAAACUAACUUUAACCAAGCAAUAGAGACUUGGAUGUGCUACCUCCGAGACUUAAGUCUAAGAUGGAUCAAUUCUAGUAACAACUAUCGAAUAUGCAGCGAUAAGAUCGUGAAGUAUGGAUGUGCAAUAGGUGCAGCUUUUGUACACGCCUAAUUGAAAAUGAUUAUGGGCAUAUUUUAUUUAUUUGCAGUAUCGUUGAGUUUUUCAUGUCAAUUGAGUUUCAUAUUUCUUUCUACCUUGGCAUCAAUUACAUUAAUAUUCGAACACAACCUAUAAAUGUUAUUGUAAUUGAAUGAAUUGCAUUAACAAGGGUAAAAGCACCAUAGGUAUUAUAAGUGAAUAUAUUUGAAACAAUUUUUUGGGAAAUGUUACUUAUUUAUCAUGGCAAAUGGGUAUAAAACGGUUGGUUAUAUUACAUUAAAUUUAGUUUUCAACUUUUUGCAAUUACUUUUUAUAUUAUCAGUAAUUAUGAAAGUUGAACAUUUGUGGGCCAAGUAAGAAAACAUGACGGAGCUGCUAUAAUUACCUUAUCUUUUAAUUAUUUUUUCUUGAAGAGUGCGCUCUUGUAACUUCAUUCCUUUCGAUGUUUGACACUUCUAUAAAUUUUUGUAUGUGUGUCUGUGUUGUCAGAUAUCGAGUCUUUCAAAAAUUUCAAUCAAUCGAAUUGUUGCAAUAAACUUCGUAGCAAAUUGUUGCUUUUUUCUGGAAUAAAUACUAACGUUUGCAGAUAAAACUUA